Molecule: messenger RNA, 1186 nt
Organism: Linderina pennispora
Lineage: Eukaryota; Fungi; Kickxellomycota; Kickxellomycetes; Kickxellales; Kickxellaceae
Exons: 1
Coding region: 56-1093 (345 amino acids)
Source: RefSeq, a predicted model, not a curated record
UUUUCCUCUGCUUCCGUUUUACACAAACUCUCUUUAUUUGCCCCAUUUACCCAAAAUGCCUGUUGCUGAAAUUCGCCUCGCCGCCGACCGUGUGCUGGACUCGGCCGAGUUCAUCAACAGGACCAGCCAGGACGUCUCCGUGCCGCUCAACGGCGUCAAGGCUGCCGCGCAGAAGAUCAUGCAAAGGAUGCAGCAGAUCGGGUACUCGACGGCCGAGUGGAAGAAGAACACUCUGACGCCCAGCGUUGCUGACUCUGCAGCCAUAGAGUGGAUCUUUGUCGUGGAUAGCCUGAACUUUUCGUUCUGGACCGACAAGCCGCAGGCAAACCAGUACACAGUGUCACUUGACGGCCAGGCGUACCGCGGGUACUGGACAUUAUGCGCAGCAGUGAACCGGGCCAUGCGCGAGGGCAUCCCUAUCACCGAUGCAGCGUACUGUGCAGGCAUUACAAGAGAGCAAGUGUCGUACAUCUUCAGGACAGAUGAUACUGAAACUCAGGAGCCGAUUCCAAUGCUGGAUGAGCGUGUAAGUGUGCUGAACGAGGUUGGUCGGGUGCUGCUGGAAAAGUACCAGGGCAAAUUCUCUAAUGUUCUGCGGCAGGCACAGGGCUCGGCACAGCGCCUGGUGGAGAUGGUUGUGCGCGACUUUACAUGCUUCCGCGACGAGCACAUGUACAUGGAUAGGAUAGUGUGCAUUUACAAGCGCGCGCAGAUUCUGGUUGCCGACCUAUGGGCAUGCUUCGAGGGCAAGGGCCAGUGCCAGUUCGCGGAUAUCGAUAAUAUCACAAUGUUUGCUGACUACCGUGUCCCCCAGGCACUGUACCACUUUGGGGCUCUGAGCUAUUCGGAGCGGCUAUUCAACUACCUGGAGUGCAAACAGAACGGAGAACUGUUGGAGAGCGGCCAUCCGUGGGAGGUCGAGAUCAGGGGGAACAGCAUCUGGGCCGUCGAGCUCAUCCGGAGGCAGAUUACAGCGCUAGGCAUGCACGUUAAUGCGAUUUUGCUGGAUUUUUAUAUCUGGGACUACGCAAAGGAGUUUGCCGAUGAGAUGAAGGGCAUCCCGAUCCACCUCACUCGCAGUGUGUUUUACUAGGCCGUAGACAAAAUGUAUUAGAUGAUUUCAACCUUUCGACAUUCACCCAGCUUGGCUAUUACACUGUAUCUCGUAGUGCCAGGGAACACUGAG